UAAAAAGAAAAAGGGAAAAAGAAAGUCUUUUUCUCGACCUCACAAGAAAAUAGGGUAAACCCUGAUAUUUGAAGCUUUUGAGAAUACGAUUAUUCAAAUGUCUACUGGGAGCUCUGAGAUGCUGUCAAGGGAGCAAUUGCUUCAUCUCUUUGAUCGGUUCGCCUUCCUUACCUCUCAGCCCGACGUGAAGAAAAGAAUUGCAGAUGGGGUUGAGGAUAAGCAGGAAGCUGUAGCUGUGACCACUGCUAUCCAAGAAGAGAUAUUUCUGGAAAUGGGUAUUGAUCCAAGGUUUGGCAUAUCAUGCCUGGGAAAGGUGAAUAUAAACUAUGAGCAUGAUCAGGAUAUGAUGAUUCGCUUCUAUAAGUUCAUUGCAAGGGAAGAGUUGGCCUGUGAUGAAGCCGAGCUUGGAGCAGAUGAGUUUGCUGAAAGGAUGCAGAUUCAAGAAAAAAUGCAGCAGCAGCAACUGGAGAUGCUGAAGCAAAUGCGCAAAUUUCCCCUAGAUGAUCAAUCUGCAAUCCUAGAAAAGUUGCGCCAGCAGAUGGAAAUCGCCAACUUUGAGGAUGCUGCAUCAGUAUUGUCAUGGGAGCAGAUUCAGGAGAUUGUUCAAAGGAGGGUAUCACCUUUAUUUAACCCCAAGUAGAUAGAUUGGGAUAUGCAUCAGUUAACCAAUGUAGCUUGUCUAGACUGGGUUAUCCUGGCCCUUUAUUCUUGUCGUAAUUACUCAUCAAAUGCAGAAUUGAAUGGAAUGAAGUUAUGGAGUAUGUUUUCUGUUGAUUUAAA
Molecule: messenger RNA, 780 nt
Organism: Rosa chinensis
Lineage: Eukaryota; Viridiplantae; Streptophyta; Magnoliopsida; Rosales; Rosaceae
Exons: 7
Coding region: 98-640 (180 amino acids)
Source: RefSeq, a predicted model, not a curated record